CACAGGAAUUGUUCGCAGGAGUCGCGUAUUUCGCAGGCGUGCCGGUUUCUUUCUUUCUUUCCUAACCGGUUUGGUGGAUUAUCUCAUUUUUCUCUGACGUGGUCGCUCCCUGUCAAGUUUAUCCUCCUUGCUAUUCUGGGUCCUUCUAGUUCUCGUUCUGCGCUCGCGACCCCCUCAACCACCCCCCCGCCUUCCUAUAUAUCCUCCCCAUUCCAACUCUCUUUGGAUAAUUUCCUCCUCUUUCUUUCUGGUUGUCCUGCACUUGAAUCAAAUGGAAGUUACAGGGGGUUAAGACUUGCUGGUUUUUUAUGGCCUUGACUGAUAUUUGGGCAAUGUGUGGAGAAACAGACAGCGUUUGUUUAGAAAGUAUUCUGCGUAGAAUAACUGGACCAAACCACAGUAAGAAAAAAACUUCUGGCAUGGAAUUUGAAUCAGACUGGACAAGACACAGAAAAUCCUCGGCAUUUGCAGCUCAAGUGAUUCGGUCAGCAACAUCUUUUAUGCCUUGGUCUUGCAGAAUCCCUAUAGGUGAAGGAUAUCACGAAUUUCUUUAGUUAACAUCUGCCAUUCAAAUUUAUCGUGACGUUCUUUGGGUGAUAUGGUUGAUCAAUAACAAGAACCAUCUAUAUCUUUCAAGAUUCACAUAACUGUUCAAUUCAGACUAUGCCAGGGUUGUUGAGUGGAAAGAAGAGAACAAAAGUGAAUAUGUGUCUUUCCAAUUCUGUCAAGCAAAAUAUUCCCACUUGUUCGAAAUGCAGUUCACAGUUAUCUUCUCAGGCUGUCGAUGAUCUAGACAGCGCCAUUCUACCUGGGUUGCCUGAUGAUGUGGCAAAGUUUUGUCUUGCUCUUGUUCCUCGUUCCAACUUCCCAGCUAUGGGUCGUGUCUCCAAAAGGUGGAUGUCAUUUAUUCAAAGCAAAGAAUUCAUUACCGAGCGGAAAUUAGCUGGGAUGCUUGAGGAAUGGCUCUAUGUCUUAAUUAUGGAUUCUGGAGGUAAGGAAAGCCACUGGGAGGUUCUAGAUUGUAUGGGCCAGAAACACCGGCUUCUUCCACCUAUGCCUGGUCCCGUGAAAGCUGGGUUUGGGGUGGUUGUUCUUAAUGGCAAGCUUCUUGUCAUGGCUGGCGUUUCUGUGACUGAUGGGACUGGUUCUGCCUCUGCAGAUGUUUACCAAUAUGAUUCCUGUCUCAACAGUUGGAGUAAAUUAGCAAAGAUGAAUGCGGCUCGAUAUGACUUUGCUUGUGCAGAGGUUAAUGGUAUGGUUUAUGCAGUUGGAGGAUAUGGGGUCAAUGGAGACAGUCUAUCUAGUGCUGAGAUGUACAACCCUGAUACUAACAGAUGGACCCUAAUGGAAAGUCUUCGCCGCCCAAGGUGGGGUUGCUUUGCCUAUGGCUUUGAGGGAAAGCUGUAUGUCAUGGGUGGGAGAUCAAACUUCACAAUUGGGAAUUCGAAGUUUGUUGAUGUAUACAACACUGAGAGGCACACCUGGUGUGAAAUGAAGAACGGUUGUGUCAUGGUCACGGCUCAUGCCGUACUGGGAAAGAAUCUCUUUUGUAUGGAAUGGAAGAACCAGCGCAAGCUAGCAAUAUUCACUCCAGAGGACAAUUCAUGGAAGAUGGUACCAGUUCCAUUGACAGGGAGCUCGUGUAUUGCUGGGUUUCGUUUUGGAAUACUGGGUGGAAAAUUGUUGCUGUUCUCUGUCCAUGAGGAACCUGGAUACCGUACUCUGUUGUAUGACCCAAAUGCAGCCCCAGGCUGCGAGUGGCAGACUUCUGAUAUAAAGCCGUCUGGUUUAUGCUUGUGCAGUGUGACGAUCAAGGCGUAAACGAUGUUCUUGAAAGCUGAGGAUCUUCUCAAAUAGUCUUGAAUGUGUCUGAAUGUUUUUCUGGGUCUUUCUCGAUUGUCCGUUUCUUUUCUCGAGUUGUAAGUCUGGUGUUAUAUUAUCGAUUGCACUCAUUGGUUUAAUUUUGUCA
Molecule: messenger RNA, 1969 nt
Organism: Carya illinoinensis
Lineage: Eukaryota; Viridiplantae; Streptophyta; Magnoliopsida; Fagales; Juglandaceae
Product: F-box/kelch-repeat protein At1g67480-like
Exons: 4
Coding region: 664-1821 (385 amino acids)
Molecular function (GO): protein binding
Source: RefSeq, a predicted model, not a curated record